This is a messenger RNA of Aphanomyces astaci, 1243 nucleotides long. RefSeq names its product GTP-binding protein YchF. The transcript is spliced from 7 exons. The record is from RefSeq and is a predicted model, not a curated record. Gene Ontology annotation, cellular component: cytoplasm. Bases 5 to 1198 code for a protein of 397 amino acids. Gene Ontology annotation, molecular function: ATP hydrolysis activity; ATP binding; GTP binding. NCBI's taxonomy places the organism in Eukaryota, Oomycota, Saprolegniomycetes, Saprolegniales, Verrucalvaceae.
CCCGAUGCCUCCGAAAAAGCAAGCCACUGAGGACAGCGCCGCCGCGCGCUUCGGCCGCGUCCGCAACAACCUCAAGAUGGGCCUGGUGGGUCUGCCCAACGUCGGCAAGUCGUCUCUGUUCAACCUGCUCACGGCGCAGAGUGUCGCGGCGGAGAACUUUCCCUUCUGCACCAUCGACCCCAACGAAGCUCGCUGUGCGGUCCCCGAUGAACGCUACGAAUGGUUGUGCAAGGUCUGGCAGCCGCCGAGCGAAUACCCGGCGUACCUCCAAUGCACAGACAUUGCCGGGUUGAUCCGCGGCGCGUCGGAAGGCGCCGGCCUCGGCAAUGCCUUUCUGUCGCAUAUCCAAGCCGUGGACGGGAUCUUCCAUGUGAUUCGCGCGUUCGAGAGUGAAGAGGUCGUGCACGUCGACGACACGGUCGACCCGAUUCGCGAUUUGGAAACGAUCCAAGGCGAGUUGUGCAAGAAGGAUCUGUCGUAUGUCCUGGCGCAGCGCAAGGCCCGUGAGACGGACGUCCGCAAGAACCCGACGAUGAAGUUGCCGCCUCUAUUUUUCACGGUCAUGGACACGGUGCAAGAAUUGCUCGAAGCGAACAAGUCCAUCGCAUCCAAGAACGACUGGACCGCCCCCGAAGUCGACAAGAUCAACGAGUUGAUUCCUGCGGCGAUCACGACCAAACCCAUCAUCUACCUGGUCAACUUGACCAAGCGCGACUUUAUCCGCAAGGGAAACAAGUGGCUGGUUCCCAUCAAGCAAUGGGUCGAUUCCCACGGCGGCGGCGUCAUGAUUCCGUUUUCCGUCGAGUUUGAACAGGAACUGUGGGACCAGCGAAAGGUCAACAAGGAAUUUGUCCCCGAAGUCCCAUCCGUGCUGCCCCGUAUCAUCAAAGUCGGAUACAAGCAAUUGAACUUGAUGUAUUACUUCACGGCCGGUGACAAAGAAGUGCGUUGCUGGACGUUGCGCAAGGGAGCCACGGCGCCACAAGCCGCCGGUGUCAUUCAUUCGGAUUUCGAACGGGGAUUCAUCAAAGCCGAAGUGGUGGGGUUUGAAGACUUUAAAACGUUGUCGGAAGGGGAUAAGAAGGGCAUGAGUAAAGUAAAAGCCGCGGGAAAGUACCGCCAAGAAGGCAAGACUUACGUCGUCCAAGAUGGAGACAUCAUUUACUUUCAAUUCAACGUCACCAACAAGAAAAAGUAAACCGAGCUAAUACAUUCAUUCGUGGGGUUCAAAUAAUAUUCAAAU